Molecule: messenger RNA, 2993 nt
Organism: Rhododendron vialii
Lineage: Eukaryota; Viridiplantae; Streptophyta; Magnoliopsida; Ericales; Ericaceae
Product: ABC transporter G family member 14
Exons: 5
Coding region: 851-2767 (638 amino acids)
Cellular component (GO): membrane
Molecular function (GO): ATP hydrolysis activity; ABC-type transporter activity; ATP binding
Source: RefSeq, a predicted model, not a curated record
ACAGAAAUGCAUGUCACAUCAGGAUCCAUUUGGAAGGCCAUACACAAAAUCCCAAUCUUAAGAUGCAUGGAAAGGAGGAAAGGACUAUAUGUUGUCCAUUGAGGUACCGAGAACUCUGUACAGACUGUACUGUCAAAUGAGAAAAACUUACGUACAUGGCAUGCAUAAACGACACACAUUAUCGAAACAAUUACGUCAAAACAAUUAAAACACCAAAUGAACAAAGAAAUGUUUGUGAACAAUCUGGCUAUCGUUGUACUGAGAUUUGAGGUGCUCCCACUUCCCUCACAUAUAUAUCAUGACAAAGCUUCUUAGCGUUCAAUAUGAUGGUUCUAUGCAUGGAAUGUAUUUAAUAUGGCCAACCAUUCACAAUAGUAUUCAUCUGUCGCACGUUCUCAUUUUUCACCAGUUGUUUAGAAUUUUUCGUCUGCAAGGCAGUUGAGAAUAAUUUCAUAUGAGGACGGCAUACACGAUGAGAGACAGAGUGAGUGAGAGAGCGGGAUGAUGCCAAUCUGAUAAAGGGAAAAUGAAAUCAGAGAGUGGAUUCUGAGAUGGUGUUGGAAUACUUUAAGAUACAAGGUGGGAACCCACCAUGGAGGCUAGGCCUAUCACAGAACCUUUUACCAUGUAAGAUCCUCGUUCCUGUGCCGGCCAUUGUAUAUAUAUGUGUUGUCCAGUUCACUUUGAGAAGCCAAGUUAAAAGCAACUGCUUAACUUCUCUCCUUUUGCCCCCCAAUUAUAACCAACGCACUACCUCCAAAAAAAGAAAGAAGAAGCAUUACCAUCGGUUGAACUUGGACAUUCCCUUCCAGUGUGUCGUCUCAAACCAGAACGUAGAAGCAGCAACGCCAUGGCGACUCCGUCAAUUGCGUCGGAAACCCAUCAUGAAGCUGUCCUUGCUAACCCUGUACAGGCCAAAUCAAAAUCCUUUCUACAGCUCCCUUUACAUCAAAUAACUUUGAAGUUUGAGGACGUGGUUUACAAAGCGAGGUUGGAGCCAAAAGGAUUCUGCUGUGGUGCAACAUCAAGCUCUAAAGAGAAGACCAUAUUAAAUGGGCUGACGGGUAUGGUUUGUCCAGGAGAGCUACUAGCAAUGCUUGGCCCAACGGGGAGUGGAAAAACCACUCUCCUUACAGCCCUUGGAGGCCGACACACUGGAAAGCUGUCCGGAAAAAUCACAUACAACGGUCAGCCCUUUUCUGGUUCCAUCAGACGGAGAACAGGAUUUGUCGCGCAGCAGGAUACCCUAUACCCUCAUCUUACUGUAACCGAAACUCUUCUAUUCACUGCACUUCUAAGGCUACCCAAUAGCAUGGCCAAUGAUGAGAAAGUUGAGCACGUAGAGCGAGUUAUCACUGAGUUGGGACUAACUCGGUGUCGGAACAGCAUGAUAGGAGGACCACUGGUUAGAGGGAUAUCAGGUGGGGAGAAGAAGAGGGUGAGUAUAGGCCAAGAACUGCUAAUUAACCCAAGCUUACUAUUGCUUGAUGAACCCACCUCAGGUUUGGACUCAACCACAGCUCAACAGAUACUGACCACAAUCAAACAGCUUGCUAAUUGGGGUAGGACUGUGAUCACUACCAUUCACCAGCCCUCGAGCCGACUCUACCAUAUGUUUGAUAAGUUAAUAUUGUUGUCAGAAGGAUGCCCCAUCUACUAUGGUCCUGCAUCCACUGCUUUGGAGUACUUUUCCUCGAUUGGUUUUUCUACAUCCAUCACAAUCAAUCCGGCUGACCUCUUACUCGAUCUUGCCAAUGGAAUUGGAGCUGACUACAAUCAAUCAAUCGAGCAAGGAGAUAAAACGGAACAAGAGCGCAAGAGAGUGAGGGAUGAUCUAAUCUCUGCCUAUGACAAGAACAUUUCUACGAGAUUGAAAGCUGAAUUAUGUAGUUCGGAUGUCAAUAACACCACUUAUACCCAACAUGCAUCCACAAGGAGCAAUGCAAAGCCAGAGCAAUGGUGCACAAGCUGGUGGCAUCAAUUCAAUGUGCUACUUCUGAGAGGGCUGAGGGAGCGACGACAUGCAACCUUUAACAAGCUAAGAAUCAUCCAAGUCAUAAGUGUCGCAUUUCUUGGCGGACUCCUGUGGUGGCAAACUCCGACAUCACAUAUUGCAGAUCGUACUGGCAUGAUUUUCUUCUUCUCUGUGUUCUGGGGAUUCUACCCUCUACACAAUGCUGUUUUCACAUUUCCUACAGACAGAGCAAUGCUAAUCAAAGAACGUUCAUCUGGAAUGUACCGCCUCUCCUCCUACUUUUUAGCCAGGAUUGUUGGAGACCUGCCACUGGAGCUCUCGUUGCCAACUGCAUUUACCUUCAUAUUCUAUUGGAUGGGUGGGCUCAAACCCAAUCCAGUCACUUUCAUCCUUUUCCUCCUUGUAGUCCUUUUCAAUGUUCUUGUUUCACAGGGUCUUGGCUUAGCCUUUGGUGCCAUUCUCAUGGACCCCAGGAGUGCCACUACUUUAGCCUCAGUUACAACCAUGGUCUUCCUUAUGGCUGGAGGGUACUAUAUUCAACAUAUCCCUCCUUUCAUAAUGUGGUUGAAGUACUUGAGCUAUAAUUACUAUUGUUACAGGCUCCUUCUUGGGGUUCAGUACAAUGAGGACGCUUAUUAUGAGUGUUCAAAUGGAACCUACUGCCGGGUUGCAGAUUUUCCUGCCAUCAAGGCAGUGGGCCUGAAUCAUUUGUGGAUAGAUGUGUCCGCAAUGGCCGUGAUGUUGGUGGGUUAUCGUUUUGUUGCUUAUCUAGCCUUGUGCAAGGUGCGGUGAAUUAAGUUUUGCAGAACGCAUUACAGACAAUGUUUGAAGAGUUUCCCCUGUGGGACCAUUUUCGAAAAAUGUUUGAAGAGUUUCCAUUUCUUCAACUGACGAGUAAUGUUAGAUUUGAUGGGUACACUAUUGCCAGAUUUUGAUCGUUUCCCCAUGAGAAUAACAUGUACCAUCCUUUGGCUUUCGCCAAAUACUUAUAUGGAAAUUACAACUUCAGAAUUUUGUA